Messenger RNA from Haliotis rubra (blacklip abalone), 2329 nucleotides. Its product is annotated as E3 ubiquitin-protein ligase parkin-like. The record is from RefSeq and is a predicted model, not a curated record. Gene Ontology annotation, molecular function: zinc ion binding; ubiquitin protein ligase activity; ubiquitin conjugating enzyme binding. Gene Ontology annotation, biological process: regulation of mitochondrion organization; ubiquitin-dependent protein catabolic process; autophagy of mitochondrion. Gene Ontology annotation, cellular component: Golgi apparatus; ubiquitin ligase complex; endoplasmic reticulum. Lineage: Eukaryota; Metazoa; Mollusca; Gastropoda; Lepetellida; Haliotidae.
AACAACAAAUCGAGUGUCAAGCACGUGUUUCUUGUCAUUAUAGGAGGGGAUUUUUUUGUUUGUCGUUAUCGGAUGUGGACUACACAAAACUGACGACACCAAAACAACCCAGGGUGCACGUUUCUCUGUCUUUAAGCAGAUGACAAGUGUGCCAGGUUGUGCUUUCGAUCGCAUACCUGUGCUAACUACGAUGCAGGAAGUUGUUUGACAGCCACACUUAGCCUUCAGGGAACAUACGGCGCAUUAUAUGCAGCGAAUGAACAUGGUGUAAUCUUAUCUACAUAACUUGCAUCAUGAUUACCGUGAAUGUGAAAUUUCACAGCAAUUGUGCAGUUCUUGUUGAAAUUAACCCCGACAGCAGCUUGCAUGAAAUCAAAAGAGAAAUAUCAAAGAAGGUCAAUUUGCCACUGGAAGAAGUCAAGAUUAUAUUUGGGGGGAAAAUUGCUGACGGACGAUUGUGUGUUUCAAGAUUUGGAUUUUGGUGAUCAAAGCACUCUCCAUAUCUUCAGACAGAUAUCAGGGAGUGAAAAAACUCUGACAUCAGAAGCAAGCGAGGAAAGAGAGCUCAAGAACCAGUACUAUGUGUACUGUAAGGAAUGUAGAUCAAUACAGCCAGGCAAGCUUAGGGUCAAAUGUGCUACAUGCCAGGAUGGGGCCUUUGUUCUCAGCAGGGACCCCGAGGGCUGGAGCGAUGUGUUGCAGUCAAGGAGCAUGGGUGGGGAGUGUCGGAAUGAUGGCUGUGAAGGGACAACUGCGGAGUUUGUGUUCAAAUGUGGCAAGUCCCACGCUGAUGGCAUAUCAGCUGUCGUUCUACGACAUGUCCGACCAAACAGACGGGAGGUUGAGUGCAUUACCUGUGCAGAUGUGAGAUCUCCUGUGCUGGUGUUCCCCUGUGAGUCAGGACACGUGAUGUGCAUCGAAUGCUUCAAAAUAUAUGGAAUCACCCAGUUGAGUGAACGCAGGUUCAUUAAGCACCCAGAGCAUGGGUACACCCUGCCUUGCCCAGCUGGCUGUCCCAGCUCGGAGAUCCAGGAGAGCCACCAUUUCCACCUACUGGGAGAUGAGCAGUAUGAACGGUUCAACACGUUCGCUACAGAAGAGUAUGUACUACAAGAUGGUGGCGUGCUGUGUCCAGGACCAGGAUGUGGGAUGGGCUUCGUCCUUGACACAGCGGGGAGGAAAGUCACCUGUGUUGCCAAGGACUGCAUGAUGACAUUUUGUCGUGACUGCAAGAAUGAGUACCAUGACGGGCCUUGUGAUGUCAACCCUCUCCUCACACUCUCACCUCUGGACUACUUGGUGGACCCACUCCAGGCUGACGGUCUCUGGGAGGACCAGUCUCGAACGCUGAUAGACCGCACCACCAAGCCCUGUCCAAAGUGUGGCUCCAGGACUGAGAGAAACGGUGGUUGUAUGCACAUGCUGUGUCCACGGUGCGGGGAAGACUGGUGCUGGGUGUGCAACAAGGUGUGGGAUCGGGACUGCCAAGGCCAGCACUGGUUUGGAUAGUGUGCAUAUCCUUCCAGAUAGUGAUUACAAUAAUAAUAUACAGGAUAUACAAUUCGGGAAGAAACCUCCUAUAUUUUCAUACACUCUGAACCUCCACCAUUCAUAUGUAUAAAUGAUAUUGAUGUCAUGUUGAUAUAUGUGUGAAAUAUUCCAGAGACCUGCUGAAAUGGUAUUUGAUGGCUAUGUUGUAUGUGAUGUCAAGAGUGAGAUGCUAUGCUGUUGCCAUUGGAAACUCACAAAACAUGAUAUUCACGGCUAGAUUUAAGCAUUUAGAACUUGCACUGGUGCAGCCUGAAACUGCAAAAUGCAACCUCAUACUUAUACCGGUACCAACUGGCACCCACUGCAUGUUUUUAUUUUUGCUGCUCAAAGAACACAGACUUCAGUUUGAAAACAGAAUGGCAAGGAAAUGACUUGGAGCAGUGACUCUGAUGGCUGCAUGGACAGUAAGACCAUGACCGUUAGUGUUCAUAUGAUGGAAUUUUAUUAAGUUAGAUAAAGUGACCUCAUCAGACUCUUACUAAUUUUGUCUCAGCACCAGAUGCAAACUGUUUUUGUCUGGUGCUACAAGGUUAAUACCAGUUGGAAGUAGGUUUCCUGUUUUUAAAUCAAGCCCUGAUAUCUGUUUCAGUUUCUACUAUCAGCAUGGUGAUCUCACUCUGUACACAAAAAUAGACAGUAUUCUUCAGGAAGUUAACAUGGGAAAGUAUUUUUAGAUGUCUUUUACAUAUAGAAAUAUAUGGUAAGUGAUGCUCAGGUUUAUUCAUGGGCCAUGUUUCACAAAGCAAUAUUGGAGUUACGACCAUCAUAAGCAAAUGUU